AUGCAGCUGAUAAAGCACGAGAAGUCGUUUCAUCUUCUUUAUGUGCUUAUUGUGCUUGUAUUGCUCAUGAAACUUGCUCCUAGGUUCAUUUCUGGAGUGAAAGGGGCAACUUUCGGGUGCAUAGAGAGGGAGAGACAAGCCCUUCUCAAGUUUAAAGAAGACCUUAUUGAUGACUUUGGUAUUCUUUCAACUUGGGGAAGUGAAGAAGAGAAGAGGGAUUGCUGCAAAUGGAGAGGAGUUGGAUGCAACAAUCGAACUGGUCAUGUUACUCAUCUUGAUCUUCACCGGGAGAAUGGCGGCAAGUAUUUAACUGGUAAGAUCAGUAAUUCAUUACUGGAGUUGCAGCAUUUGAGUUACCUGAAUCUAAGUGGAAGCGAAUUUGAAUUGAGUUCUUUUGAAGGGAGUCCUUUUCCGUAUUUCAUUGGGUCCCUAAAAAACCUAAAAUACCUUGAUCUCUCCUUUAUUGGUGUUGUUGGAACUCUCUCAAAUCAGUUUUGGAACCUUUCAAGACUACAGUAUCUUGAUCUUAGUGGUAAUUAUUAUGUUAAUUUUACAAGUCUUGAAUUCCUCUCCAACCUUUUUUCUCUUGAGUACCUUGAUCUAAGUGGAAAUAAUGUCAGUCAAGCUAUUGAUUGGAUGCAAAUAGUUAACAAGCUGCCUUUUUUAAAAAUCUUACGGUUAAGUGGAUGUGAUCUUUCAAAAAGCAGUCCCCCAUCUCUUUCUUCUACAAAUUCUUCUAAAUCCCUAGCUGUCAUUGAUCUCUCUCAAAACUAUCUUGCUUCUUCAACAUUCAAUUGGUUGUCCAACUUUAAUAGCAGCCUUGUUGAUCUUGAUCUUACAAGUAACUGGAUUAUCAGUUCUGAAAACCUCGAUUGGCUUUCCCAUCUUUCUUCUUUAGAGCAUCUUUACUUGAGUAACAAUAACCUUAGUCAGACGAUUGACUGGCUGCAAAUGCCUAACAGGCUCCCUCGCUUACAUGAAUUGUUGUUAAGUUCUUGUAGCCUUUCAAUUAUCGGUUCUCCAUCUCUUUCUCUUGUAAACUCCUCUAAAUCUCUUGCUCUCGUUGAUUUCUCUUUGAACGAUCUUUCCUCUUCAAUAUUCUAUUGGUUGGCCAACUUCGGUAACAGCCUUGUUGAUCUUGACCUCUCACAUAACCAUUUACAAGGUUCAAUUCCAGAUGCUUUCACGAACAUGACUUCUCUUAGGAUUCUUGAUCUAUCCUCUAACCAAUUACAAGGCGAUUUGAGUUCAUUUGGGCAGAUGUGCAGUUUAAAUAAAAUGUAUAUAAGCGAAAACAAUCUCAGUGGAGAGCUGUCUCAGUUGUUUGGAUGCGUGGAGAGCUCACUAGAGAUUCUGCACCUACAUGGAAAUCAGCUUCAAGGUUCACUGCCCGACAUCACAAGAUUCACUUCCAUGAGAGAGCUGGAUCUCUCUCGGAAUCAACUGAAUGGAUCUUUACCAAAACGAUUUAGUCAGCGUUCUGAACUUGUUUUCUUGUACUUGGACGACAACCAACUCACUGGAUCACUUACAGAUGUUACGAUGGUUUCAUCAUUGAUAGAGUUGAGGAUCCGUAACAAUCGCUUAGAUGGGAAUGUUUCUGAAAGUAUUGGAAGCCUAUCUCAACUCGAGGAAUUGCAUGUCGGAGGGAAUUCUCUGCGAGGAGUGAUGUCUGAAGCUCACUUUUCAAAUCUCUCCAAAUUAACGGUAUUGGAUUCCACUGAUAACUCCCUAUAG
Molecule: messenger RNA, 1737 nt
Organism: Populus euphratica (Euphrates poplar)
Lineage: Eukaryota; Viridiplantae; Streptophyta; Magnoliopsida; Malpighiales; Salicaceae
Product: putative leucine-rich repeat receptor-like serine/threonine-protein kinase At2g24130
Exons: 3
Coding region: 1-1737 (578 amino acids)
Molecular function (GO): protein binding
Source: RefSeq, a predicted model, not a curated record